This is a messenger RNA of Cetraspora pellucida, 795 nucleotides long. NCBI's taxonomy places the organism in Eukaryota, Fungi, Glomeromycota, Glomeromycetes, Diversisporales, Gigasporaceae. The record is from the annotation of a GenBank genome assembly.
AUGUCUUCACAAAAUUGGUCUACCGAGUUUGCGUCAGAUACAAAAGCUAUUAUGGAAAAUGAAUCAAAAAAUAGGACAUUGAUAUGUAUUGGAGUUCCUGGGUCUGGAAAAUCAACAUUUUCAAAAAGUCUUUGUCGAACUUAUCCUGAUAAAUGGUAUCGAAUUAGUCAAGAUGAUUUAGGGACUCGACAAGCAUGUGAAGAAUUGUUUAAAGCAAAAUUAAACGAGGGAAUGAAUGUAAUAAUUGAUAGGUGUAAUUUUAAUAGAAGUCAAAGGAAAGUAUGGAUUGAAUUAGCGUGGAGUUUCGACGUACCGGUUGAUGCUAUUAUAAUGGAUACCUCUAUGGAGGAAUGCUCAUCACGUAUUAUCGAAAGACAAAAUCAUCCAACAGAAGUUCAAGGCCAAAAAGGUCUUGAAAUUUUAGCAAACUUUCAUCAAUGGAUGGUUUUUCCUAAUUAUGAGGAAGGAUUUGAAAGAAUAAUUAGUAUAAAACCUCAACCUACCCCGGAUUCCUAUAACGAUAAGGUCAUUGAAGAAAUUUUGACCAAAUUGAAUAAGGAACAAAUCGUAGCACAUAAUAGAAGUAUUCCUAUUACAAACACUGGAAAACUUAAUGCGAGGAACGAAAUUAACUCGCGUGAACGAUACAAUGAUCGCGGUUAUUCGAGACCGCGAAAUGGUAAUUUGGAAAGUAGGAAUAAUCCUUGGAAAAAUACGGAAAAUAAUUCGACAAAUCAUACUAACCGUUACAAUGAUAAAUAUCAAAAUGACUUCCCACCGCUUGGUGGGUCUUGA